UUUAGGGUUCACUCAUUCAUUCUCUAUUUUUUUUAAGUCAAAGAAGUUGCUCCUGAUGUUAGAAGAAGAAAUGCCAAGCUCUCAUUCUCUUUUGUCUUCCCGGACAAACAAUUGUUUCAAAGUCCAAGAGAUUUGGAAGGGAACGGAGGCGGUGCAAUUUGGGGAUGGCGGUGAUGGAGAUUACCGCGGUGGCGGAGAAAGACAUGGAGUUGAGGAAAUCGGCGUUCAAGCCAAACUCACCCGCUUGCAAGGCUGUUGUGGAUCAAGAAAGCGGAUUCGUUGCAUAAAGACGAUUGGGAAUUUGGCCAGAACGUUUAAGGCGACGGAGUCAGAUGAUUGGGCCCUUGGUGAGGCUUCUGAACGAGAGGGAACCGGAGGUGCUGAGGGAGGCGGCGAUUGCGCUCACGAAAUUCGCGUGCACGGAGAAUUACCUCCACGUGGAUCACGCCAAGGCCAUCAUAAGCGUUGGUGGCGCCAAGCACUUGAUUCAGCUUGUGUAUUUUAUGGCAAAGCUCUAUUCAAGGAUGAAGUUGUUACUCCAUUCAACGGCCUUGUCGAGCCACUUUGUCAUGUUGUGGUGACUGUUGAUUUUGACGACCUCGUUCAAUGA
Molecule: messenger RNA, 610 nt
Organism: Cajanus cajan (pigeon pea)
Lineage: Eukaryota; Viridiplantae; Streptophyta; Magnoliopsida; Fabales; Fabaceae
Source: RefSeq, a predicted model, not a curated record